CCGCCCCCGGCCCGACUCUCCCGGCCCUCAGGCCGAGGCCGUGCUGGCGGGCGCGGCAGGCGCUGGAGAGGUGACCCGCGUCGUGGGAGAACUUCCUUUCUCUGCACGGGUAUUGCUCGCCUCAGCUGAUCACCUCCGCCCACCUCUGGCUGCACAAGCAGCCAAUGCUAACCUGGCACGACUGCCUGCUUGUCUCGCCGGGUGGCAGCUGGGGUGCCCCUUUUCACCGACUCCCCUUGGUCCUCUGCUAGCUCACCCAGCCCCCUCCCUGGGCUAGGCUCUUUGAGGUUUUUGGUCUCCUUUGAUCUUAAGUUCAGCUUUGGGAGAAGUGAUGCGUUUUAGCCAAAAUGGAGCCAUAGAGAUGACUUCUCCCUCCGGCUGAUAGCCCAGACACUUAUCUCAACUCCUCUGAAGGCAUAUCUCUCUCAGCCGUUUUAUCUGUAUCUUUGGCCUAACUUUAAGAGCUGCUUUGAUUUAACGGUAUGGAUUCACGCAGGCAGCAGUGCACAAUUGAACAGACGAACAGAAGGACAGUCUUUCAUAAUACUUGAAACAUUUUCUCUGUCAGAGGGUAUUAUAAAAUGGCUUUGAUUCCCUAUGACAAAAAUGCUGUUUGGGGAUUGCAGAAGUUGCAUAAAUCAUCAUCUACUUACCAUUUUGCCAACCACACAAUCAAAAUCAAACAAAACUGGAAACAACUGGGUGUAGCAGCAGUAGUAUGGGAUGCGGCUGUAGUCCUGUGUUCUUAUCUGGAGACAGGAGCUAUUGAUCUCCGAGAGCGCUCAGUGAUUGAACUAGGAGCAGGGACUGGAUUACUGGGAAUAGUGGCCACACUCUUGGGUGCUCAUGUCACCAUCACAGACAGGGCAUCAGCCCUGGAAUUUCUUGAGUCAAACAUUCAGGAUAACUUACCCUCUGAACACCAUCCAAGAGCUGUGGUAAAGGAACUGACUUGGGGAAGAAACUUGGAGAAUUUCUCUCCAGGAAAAUUUGACUUUAUCUUGGGUGCAGACAUCAUUUAUCUGGAAGAAACAUUUGUGGAUCUGCUUGAGACACUAGAGUAUCUUUGCUCAGAACACACCACGAUUCUGCUUUCAUGCCGGAUUCGUUAUGAACGGGAUCAGAAUUUCCUGAAGAUGCUGAAGGGACAUUUCUCUGUACAUGAGGUCCACUAUGACACUAGUAAAGAUGUACAUAUAUUCAAAGCACAGAGAAGUUUUCAUAAGGAAGACCUUUGACUGUCUAUGUUAUUAUUAGGAUCAAACAGUAGCUGGUGUCCAGCUACCAUUAUUUCUAUUUCUAUUUGUACCAAAAAGCAUAAUUUUAAAAGUAUCUAGCUAGCUUCAUGUACCACAAUGUACUUGCAUCUAUCUGCUGGCAUACCUUAUCAUCUCUGUAGUCUGGGUAGCAUACUUUCACACUUUUCACUGUUGUCAAAAUUCAAAAAGGUCAUUCUUAGAGCUGGUUUAAAAUUUUUAACUAGAAAUUUUUUCCAAGCAAAAAUGAGUUGUAGUUGAAAACAUUUUGAAGGAAUAGCUUUGAUUUUUUUGUUCACGUAACUUGUAGUACCUGUAAAUUAAAUAACGAUUAUUCUCA
This is a messenger RNA of Alligator sinensis (Chinese alligator), 1596 nucleotides long. RefSeq names its product methyltransferase like 21A (gene METTL21A). Gene Ontology annotation, cellular component: cytoplasm; cytosol. Lineage: Eukaryota; Metazoa; Chordata; Crocodylia; Alligatoridae. The record is from RefSeq and is a predicted model, not a curated record. The transcript is spliced from 4 exons. Bases 582 to 1238 code for a protein of 218 amino acids. Gene Ontology annotation, molecular function: protein-lysine N-methyltransferase activity. Gene Ontology annotation, biological process: peptidyl-lysine methylation.